This is a messenger RNA of Paramecium octaurelia, 743 nucleotides long. NCBI's taxonomy places the organism in Eukaryota, Ciliophora, Oligohymenophorea, Peniculida, Parameciidae. The record is from the annotation of a GenBank genome assembly.
UUUCAUUGAAAUGCUUUUUGGAUUGGUGACAAGUAAGUAGAUCAAUUUUUUUGAUCCCAAAACCAAUGAUCAUUAUAAUGACUACACAUUUGAUUAAACCAAAUUCAAUAAAGCUAAAAUAAGUGAAAUUCAAUAAUAAUUAUGUAGUUGUUGCUUAUCCCUUCCAAUAAAAUUCAAUUAAAUAGAAAAUAGAUUAGAACCUUUAGAUUGAAUUUUUCAACUUAAGUGAUGCACUUUAGGCUAGAAAUCAAAAGCUUUUUAAUUUGAAUGAUAAACAAUAGCCAAAAGUUUAGUUAGAAAUAGAUUUAGAUAAUCAAAUUGUAAAAAGCUACUUUAAAACAAAUGAAGGAGUAGAAAUUAUAUCAAACAAGGAAUUUGAAAGAACUUUUACUCCAACAUAAGAAAUUGAAGAUCAAUUUUAUCAUUUUCUCAAGAAGUAUGUAUUAUAGAAUAAUUAUAGAAACGUGAAUCAAUUACCAUAAUUUAAGGACGCUCUAAAUUUAACCAAUAUCUAAGCAUUUUUAAAGGAUAAUUAAUAAAUCUUAUACUCAAAUAUUAGCAAUAAUUUAAUUUGUGAUCUUGUUAUAUCUAAUUUGGCAACUAGUGUUAUCAUUAUUAGUAAAAAUGUUCAAAACUUUUCAUCUUAAAAUUUUGUUAAGGAUAGACAAUAUUUUAAAUAACUUUUCUGUGACAUUUAAAUUAAAAUAGUUAGCGAAUCAAGUUCUUUAUUUGAUUACAUUUGA